AUAUACUUUCCCAUUCAUUUUGCAGGAUUUAGUUUGGUGUCGAAGAUAUCGUAGGUCAAAAAGUAGUAGACUGGUUGCUCAUUGAUUCCGGAUUAAUGCAGUUCCGCUUUUGCAUCUAUCUAUCUUUGGACCCAUGUGUUUAUAUCUUCUUCCCCUCUCUUUCACAUCAUUUUUUUGGUCACACUGCAACUUCUGUUAGUUUCUCAGUUCCUUUCUAUCGUUGCUUGGGAGCGUCAAAGUCACUAGAGUCCGCAAAAGAAAGCAGCCAUGGAAACCAGAACUAAUGAGCUUGUGGCUUCAGUUAGGCUUGAGGGGAGGUUUGCUGCAAUUGCCAUAUGCUGGUUUCUUGGUAAUGGAUGUCUGUUUUCAUGGAACAGUAUGUUAACAAUUGAAGAUUAUUAUAGUCAAUUGUUCCCGAAGUAUCAUCCUACACGAGUGCUAUCUCUUGUUUAUCAACCAUUUGCACUUGGAACGCUUGCGAUAUUGACAUACAAUGAGGCCACGAUCAAUACGAGGCGCCGCAACUUAACUGGAUACUUUCUCUUUUUCUGUAGUUCACUAUUAGUUCUGGUGAUAGAUUUGGCGACAUCUGGGGCAGGAGGGAUAGGACCUUUUCUUGGCAUAUGCAUUGUUAGUGGAGCUUUCGGGGUUGCAGAUGCUCAUGUCCAGGGAGGAAUGGUUGGUGAUCUCUCUUUCAUGCGUUCUGAAUUUGUCCAGUCAUUUCUAGCUGGCUUAGCUGCAUCUGGUGCUCUUACAUCGGCUUUGAGAUUAAUCACAAAAGCUGCCUUUGAAAAUACCAAAGAUGGUCUUCGUAAAGGGGCAAUUAUUUUCUUCGCUAUCUCUGUGUUGUUUGAGCUGCUAUGCCUCCUUCUCUAUGCAUUUGUGUUCCCCAAAUUGCCGAUUGUGAAGUACUAUCGUUCUAAGGCUGCUUCUGAAGGAUCGAAGACUGUCUCUGCUGACCUUGCUGCGGGUGGCAUCGAAAUUCCACAGAGCUUAGGAGUUGCAGGAGAUCUAAAAAAUCCAGAGCGUCUUAGCAACAAAGAUUUAUUGUUUCAAAAUAAAGACUACGCAAUUGAUAUGGCUCUUAUAUAUAUCGUCACAUUGUCUAUAUUCCCUGGGUUUCUGGCUGAGGAUACUGGGUCUCACAGUUUGGGCUCAUGGUAUGCACUCGUUCUGAUAGCUAUGUAUAACGGCUUUGAUCUUAUUGGGAGAUACAUUCCACUGAUCAACAAAUUGAAGGUUACAUCAAGGCCUACUCUAAUGGUAGCAACACUUUGCCGUUUCUUAUUGAUCCCUGCAUUUUAUUUCACCUCCAAGUAUGGGGAACAAGGCUGGAUGAUCAUGUUGACAGCCCUCUUGGGGUUGACCAAUGGUUAUCUUACUGUGAGCGUUCUAACUGUGGCACCCAAGGGUUACAAGGGACCUGAACAAAAUGCCUUGGGGAACAUAUUGGUUCUGUCCCUUCUUGUGGGUAUAUUUUCAGGAGCCGUACUUGACUGGUUGUGGCUUAUAGGCAAAGGUUGGUGAUGUACAUUUGUUUUUUCUUUGGAAAUUCUCUGAUUUGUCUUUCCCAACUUUUAUAUAUAAGGAAAGGGGAAAGAGAGUCUUAUGUAAGUAAUUUAAAUUAUAUAAUUCCUGUUGAAUGUGAUCAUCGUGGCAGUUGCACGACAAUUGCUAUCUCUAUAUUCCUUUUUGGGUUUUCUAAUAAGAAAAGUACCUCUGAUUUUGCCA
Amborella trichopoda is the source of this 1731-nucleotide messenger RNA. Its product is annotated as equilibrative nucleotide transporter 3. Lineage: Eukaryota; Viridiplantae; Streptophyta; Magnoliopsida; Amborellales; Amborellaceae. The record is from RefSeq and is a predicted model, not a curated record. Gene Ontology annotation, biological process: nucleoside transmembrane transport. Gene Ontology annotation, molecular function: nucleoside transmembrane transporter activity. Gene Ontology annotation, cellular component: plasma membrane.